AUGGCAGUACUGACACAGACGAAGGUCGCAACCGCGGCCUCAAUCGCGCUGCGUGCCCUGUCAUACAUCUUCCUGCGAUGGAUCAUCCCCGCCCUCGUUUUUACGCUUUUCGCUAUCUAUGUGCCUGCUCUCAUCUCAAGCUACCGGAACGAGCCGAAGUGCGACUUGGUUGAUGAAGUCGAUGUCAUGAUCACUGAGACCGCCGUGGAGGGCGAGAACGCUGUGGAGAACGAAACCCAACCCGAAGAGAGAGGCGGCCGGUCGGCCAACGGCGACAAGGAGGUCGUUGCCGAUGAUGUUACCAUCCGGGAAACCAUUUCCAUUGAGAACAGGCCGCUGAAUGCCUGGCAGACCCUGCUGACUGGCGCGCCAAACCCACGAAGCCUGGCCCUGACCCUUGGCGCGCUCCUCCUCAACGGUCUCUGUGUUGGCUUCGUGGCCGACCGUCUAUUCCGGGAGCGCUACUACCCCAAUGACGGCCUGUCCUUCGUGAGGGUUGGCUAUGUGUCUGAGAAGGAGGCCAAGCUCCUGAUUCGUGAGCCAGACCAGUCCAAGAUGCCCGUCAGCGUGGAGGUUCGCAUCAAGGACCCCCAACCUCCGUUUGACAAUCCGCUGUGGCAGAGCGCCGGCGGCGUGAGGUGGACGACCAACGAUACUGACUACACUGCGGUCGUAACUGUCCCCUUGCGACACCCGAAGAGGAGGACAUACGAAUGGCGCACCUCAAACAACCAUUCUGGCGAGUUCACGGUUCCUCCGCCGGCCGGCCAUGCAGAGGACACCAACUACGGUCCCUUUACCUUCUUGUCCACCUCAUGCAUCGUGCCGCGGCUUCCCUACAAUCCGUUUGAUCAUCCCCUUUCCAUCCCGGGCUUCAAGCACCUCGCCAAGGUUCUCCCUUCGCUCAACGCCCAGUUCAUGCUCUUCCUGGGCGACUUCAUCUAUGCCGACGUUCCGCGCUACUGGGACAAAUCCACCGCAUACUACCGCGAAAAGUACCGCCAAAUCUACGCCUCCCCGGACUGGCCGGCCGUCGGCCAGAACCUCAGCUGGAUCCAUGUCCUCGACGACCACGAGAUCGCCAACGACUGGUCCGCCAACUCGACAGGCGUCUACGACAAGGCCAUCGACCCUUUCUACCGCUACCAGGCGGCGCUUAACCCGCCGCCGGCGCCCCAAGCCGGCGCGCGGACCGCCCGCGCCGGCAACACGGCGUACUUUGCCUUCACCCAGGGCCCAGCCAGCUUCUUCCUCCUCGACACGCGCUCGUUCCGCUCGAGCAACGCGCUGCCGACGGACGACGCCAACAAGACGAUGCUCGGGCCGGACCAGCUGGCCGAUCUCCUGGCCUGGCUGCGCCGACCGGAGCCCAAGGGCGUCAAGUGGAAGAUCGUGGCCUCGUCCGUGCCGUUCACCAAGAACUGGCCGGUCAACGGGAAGGACACCUGGGGCGGCUUCCUCGCCGAGCGGCGGAAGGUGCUCGAGGUCAUGUGGGACGUGGCGAGCCGCGGCGUCGGGGUCGUCGUGCUGAGCGGCGACCGGCACGAGUUCGCCGCGACCAAGUUCCCGCCGCCCGAGGACGGCGCCUGGCCCGAGAGCGCUACCGUCUGGGAGUUCUCGGUCAGCCCGCUCAGCCAGUUCUAUACGCCUUUCCCGACGUACAAGCAGACCGAUCGGGAGGAUGUGUUGGUCAAGUACAUCCACAAGGGUAACUCCAAGUUUGGCGCCAUCACCAUUGAGAACCUGGAGGGCGGCGAGCAGAGCAGUCUGAAGUACAGGCUAUUCAUCGAUGGCGCAGAGGUGUGGAAUACGGUUGUUCUGUCACCGCCGCCGGUUGUGGGCGGCAAGAGCAGUGGCUCCAUCCAGAUGUGGGACUCUAAGAUUGCGAAGUCGCUUCCAACCGUCGACUAUGAAGCAAAACGAAUCGGCUUCGUCAUCGUUGAGAACACCCCGUUCGACGACCCUAACAGGACGAAGGAGCUCCUAGAGCGCAUUGGACCUAUCAGGGUCACGCACUACGGCGGCUUCUACGACUUUACCCCGAACCUUGCCAUGGCCGACACGGCUUACACCAACGAGGCCCUGCCACCCCACACCGACACCACCUACUUCACCGAACCUGCCGGCUUGCAGGCUUUCCACCUGCUUUCUCACCAGCCGGCGCCCGGCGCCAGUGCUGACGAGGCCGCGGUCUCCGGCGGCAAGACGGUGCUCGUGGACGGGUUUCAGGCAGCGCGGUUCCUACAGCAAAUUGACAAGCCGGCCUGGACUACUCUGACGAAGGUCGCAGUCCCCUGGCACGCCAGCGGGAAUGCGGGGAUAACCAUCGCUCCCGACAAGCUGUACCCAGUGCUAGAGCUCAGAGGACAGCUAGGUCCCAAUGGCGUGCAUAGGAUACGGUGGAACAAUGCGGACAGGGGUGUGGUUCCAUUUAACUGGACGGAAACCCCUCAAAUGUGGUACAAAGCCGCGCGGAAAUGGAACGAGCUUCUGUCGAGGGAGGACUUUCAGUGCUGGCUCCAACUGGAACCUGGCAAGGUGCUCAUUUUCGACAACUGGCGCGUGCUCCACGGCCGCAGCGCUUUCACGGGUAUCAGGAGGAUCUGCGGAGGAUACAUCAACAGAGACGACUUCAUCUCCCGCUGGAGAAAUACGAACUACAAGCGGGAAGAAGUCAUUGACAGAGUUUUGGGGUAG
Molecule: messenger RNA, 2697 nt
Organism: Thermothielavioides terrestris NRRL 8126
Lineage: Eukaryota; Fungi; Ascomycota; Sordariomycetes; Sordariales; Chaetomiaceae
Exons: 7
Coding region: 1-2697 (898 amino acids)
Molecular function (GO): oxidoreductase activity
Source: RefSeq, a predicted model, not a curated record